AUGCAGUCAGCUUGUUCUAUACUGCUUAUCGGAGGUAUCGCGCAUUGUAGAAAGGAAUGGGAGAGCUUUGCACAGUUUGCAACCCUCAAGGAGUUCCUGGCGAACUGUAAGAACGGCAAAUACGAUGAUGUGGUAGCGGUCUAUCGGUCUAAUAUUACUGGCCCCUUUGAUGAAGAGCUUGUAAAGGCUCUUCCCAAGUCAUUGACGUAUAUUUGCCAUAAUGGAGCCGGCUAUGACAAUAUUGAUACCACAGCCUGUACGGAGAAAGGAAUCCGCGUGUCGAGCACACCCAUUGCAGUAAACAAUGCAACUGCAGAUAUCACAAUCUUCUUGAUGCUUGGCGCUCUGAGACAGGCAUAUGUUCCGAUAUCCGCUAUCCGAGCUGGCCAAUGGCAGGGGAAGACCAAACUAGGCCAUGAUCCCCAGAUGAAGGUCCUUGGUAUUUUAGGAAUGGGCGGCAUCGGCAGGGAGGUAGCACGCCGAGCAAAGGUAUUUGGAAUGAGAGUUAUCUACCACAACCGGAACCGCCUUUCUCCAGCUUUGGAAGAAGGAGCAUCCUACGUCUCAUUCGACCAGCUGCUGGCCCAAUCUGACGUGCUCAGCCUCAAUCUCUCUCUCAAUGCAUCAACCCGCCACAUCAUCUCCCAUCGGGAAUUUGCAAAGAUGAAGGAUGGAGCGGUGAUUGUGAACACCGCUCGAGGGGCACUGAUUGACGAAAAAGCGCUAGUCUCUGCAUUGAAAUCUGGAAAGGUGAGUUCUGCUGGUCUCGAUGUAUACGAGAACGAGCCGUCUAUCGAACCAGAGCUGCUGGGGAACCCCAAGGUGAUGCUGCUUCCACAUAUCGGAACGGCUACCUACGAGACCCAGAAGGAAAUGGAAAUGCUGGUCCUCGAAAAUUUGCGAUCGUGUCUCCAAUCGGGGAAAUUGAUCACACCAAUUCCGGAGCAACGAGAUGCAUGGAAGAGCCAGGCCAACUCGAAUGCCCUCCAUGGUAACGGCACCAACGGACGACAGCACGGGCGUAACGGUCACAAUGGACACGUAUUCCACGGACACAUCUAG
Molecule: messenger RNA, 1062 nt
Organism: Microsporum canis CBS 113480
Lineage: Eukaryota; Fungi; Ascomycota; Eurotiomycetes; Onygenales; Arthrodermataceae
Product: glyoxylate reductase
Exons: 7
Coding region: 1-1062 (353 amino acids)
Cellular component (GO): cytosol
Molecular function (GO): NAD binding; hydroxypyruvate reductase [NAD(P)H] activity; glyoxylate reductase (NADPH) activity
Source: RefSeq, a predicted model, not a curated record